Pseudogymnoascus destructans is the source of this 342-nucleotide messenger RNA. RefSeq lists its product as uncharacterized. NCBI's taxonomy places the organism in Eukaryota, Fungi, Ascomycota, Leotiomycetes, Thelebolales, Thelebolaceae. The record is from RefSeq and is a predicted model, not a curated record. The coding region runs from base 1 to 342 and encodes 113 amino acids. The transcript has a single exon.
AUGUCGUCUGUUGCCUCUCCAUCGUCACCCUCCAAGGCUAGGACACCGACGAGUACUUCCGAGGACGAAGACCGCAUAAUGCCUGGCCAGAACAGGUCUGUAGGGAGGACGGUGCACCUUUACAACUCUAAUGACACAGAGACGGCGAUUGGCGGCCUCAUUGUUACGAACGGCGUGACCCACACGAACCUCUACCACAUGGUGGAAAUUAUCCUCGUCGUUACGAGCGAUUUCAGCCUCCGAAGUGGAGAUGACAAGAUCAUUCCAAAAGGUGAGGCCCAAGUUAAGGCCGGAAAGUACUUCGUCUACUCUACGGGUAAGAUUUAUUUACUCCGGUAUUAA